AUGGAGCGCAUCCUCCUCUUUCUCCCCGUCAAAGACGCAGCCAGAACCGAGACACUAUCGACACAUUGGAGGCACCAGUGGAAAGGCAUUCCUCAACUCAAUUUCAACGCCGAUUUCGCCCGUGUCCCCGGAGUGGGAAGCUACGAGCCCAACGCGAACACAGUAGUCCUGAGGAUUUACAAAGCCCUGCUGACCCACGACGGGCCGAUCACGAGAGUCGUCCUCGCGAUACCGGGAUUGAGACCCAUCCACGACAUCGAUCACCUGAUUCUCCACCUAUCCAACAAAGGCGUCAAGGAAUUCGUCAUCCGCUUCGGCGACGAGAUGAACGGCUACCCGUAUCUCGACUGCGACGUCUCGUCCUCCCUGUUUGCUGCUCGUGAGUUGGUUUCCCUGAAACUACAGGGUUGCACGUUGAAGGCGCCGUCUUGGUUCGUCGGGUUUAGUAAGCUCACUCGUCUCGUACUGAAUAACGUGUACCUGCCCUCUGAUUUCUUCACGCAUUUCCUUCCCAAGUGCCCGUUGCUUGAACAAUCGAGACUUCUGCAUUGUGACCAGUUUGUCAACACGGAAAUUCUGGCUCCUUCACUCAAAUUGCUUUCCAUUCAGUCGACUCUGUACAGAAUUUGCUUCAAAUACGCCCCCCUUCUGUCGGUUGUUUCGAUCCUGGAUGCCGACGAGUUUAGUGAUUACAGGUUUACAACGUUUCAGCAGUAUGAUCCCGACAUGGUGGCCCUGUUUACUUCUCUCCCUGAGCUCCGGCAGUUAACAAUUGGAACUGGAUUUCUGCUUUUCUUAGCUGCAGGACAAGUCCCGUACAAGCUCCCAACGCAUCUUCAUCACUUGAAAGUCCUCAAAAUACACCUUUUAUUAUAUAGGUGGCCGGAGGCUCGUGUUCUUGUUUGUCUAAUCAUGAGUUCCCCCAACUUGCAGACUCUCAGCAUUCAGCUGGAUACGCUUGAUUACCAUCCGCCAUCUAAGGUUACUGACAGCUUGGACAAGUUGUUAAAAGCCAAGGAUCAGCAUGGAUCUGGUUGCUGCUUUCAGUGUCUUGAGGAGUUGAAAAUUUGGGGAAGCCGUGGGAUGCAAGUUGAGCUGGACCUGAUAAGGUUUGUACUGGCCACUGCCCCACUGCUAUGCAAGAUUCACAUCGAGCCUAGAAGCGAAUUGAACUGCGACGUGGUUCUGAAGUUCUUGAUGCAGCUGAGUCGAUAUGAGCGUGUUUCGGAGAGGGCAGAGAUCAUCUAUCUCUGGAAAUAUGAGGGGUAA
Molecule: messenger RNA, 1269 nt
Organism: Linum tenue
Lineage: Eukaryota; Viridiplantae; Streptophyta; Magnoliopsida; Malpighiales; Linaceae
Source: the annotation of a GenBank genome assembly